CCCCAUCUGCGUCCAUCUCGAAAAUAGUGCGCCAUUUCUGUCACAACAUAUGGCAGCCAAUGGGAGCUACCAAAUCUCAACUUUCGUUUGACGGGCUGCAGGCCGUCAGGUCGACGGUGACGGGCCCGACACCGACAGACUGACGGUCAUGUGUGAACUGCGUUUAAGGCUCAUGGGUUAUGAACCGUUUUGAUUUUUACUUGAACAGCCCUAGAUAAAAAACUGAAUAGUGAAUAAAAAUCCCUGAGGAUCAGGAACAAGGACUUUGAACAAUUCACGGAAUUUCCGAAAACCUUUCCUCAUAGUUCUCUGCGUAAAUUUAUCGUAUGUAAAACUUGCGAGAUCUGAUGACGUCACCACUGCCAUUCAUAAUGAGCUAAAUCGUCUAAAAAGACAAACCUUAAAAAUUGGACCAUAUUGUUUUGUGUUGUAUGUCCACGUCGGUGUAUUUGCAAUAAGAUAAUAAAGAAAAUAUGGGUGUGGAAGAGGAACCUAUGCAAGUUGAAGAUGCCGAAGAUCUUGAGGAAAGUGAUGAAGAGGAGGUGAAGACUGAAGAACCUCAGGUUUUCACGUUGAAAGUUCUUAAGGUCAUCAAGGAGGCCCAGGCCAAGCAUGGGCUACGCCAUGGUGACUACCAGCGCUACAGGAGCUACUGCAGCCGCCGGAUCCGCCGGCUGAGGAAGUACCUCCACUUCGUGCAGGGCAACAAGAAGAACUUCCGACGCAAGGAUGUCACCGAGGACGUGCUCAAGGACGAGAAGUACCUGUACAUUCCGCUGAUGACUGUGGAGCGCGCCUGGAGUUACGCCAUGCAGCUUAAACAGGAGGCCAACACGGAGCACCGCAAAAAGUACCACCUGGCCUCGCGGCUGCGCAAGGCCGCGCAGCAGGUCGAGCUCUUCCAGAAACUCACCGACGAGUCGGCUCGCUGUGACGCCCGCACCAAGCUGGAGGUACAGGCGUACGCGGCCGACAUCCGCGGCACGCUGGCCUUCGAGCUGCGCCGCUGGAACGAGGCCAUCGAGCACUACACCCAGGCCAGGACCAUCUACGAGAAGCUGGCGUCAGCGCUGAAUGAGGAGGAGGCGGCCGUCUACAAGACGCGAGCCGAGGAGCUGGUACCCUCACUCAGGUUCUGCGCCUACAGUGUCGGAGAUAAGGCCGCCGGAGAAGACAUCAUGAAGAUGCGACCCGGACACAACGACAUGCUCGAUACGCUGAUUGCAGAGACGCGAGCUCGUCAGGCGGAGGCCCUGAGCGAGGUCACCUGGAGAGGGCGCACCGUCGGCGUACAGCACGAAAAGGUCCGUUCGUUCCUGCUCAGCGUUCAGGAGUUUGAGUCGGCCGUCCAGCAGGCCGAAGACAAGCUGGACCUGUACGAGACGCAGCUCAUGGACUGCAAGGACGCCGUCAACGUGGUCAAGGAGGAGCUCAGGCAGGACCCAGCGUACAAGCAGUACCAGCCAGGCGGCGACGCGCCGGUCGGUCCCAUGCACUACCUGCUGACCUACCUGAGCUUCAUACGGCUCAACACGACCGUGCAGCGAAACCUCAUCAUCAUCGAGAACACGGAGGCGAGGCGCAAGGAGAAGGCGAAGGGAGUGGACGGCCGGCGGGCGCGGAUCCAGGACGUGAUUCGCCUGUACGAGAUCAUCCUGCAGAACCUACAGGAGAUCCCGCAGCUGGCGGGACUCGAGGGAGACCUCGAGAUGCGCAGCUCCGUGCAGGCCCAGAUCAGCGCCUACAAGGGAUUCAGGUGUUUCUACGUGGCGGAGACGUACGCGGGUCAUGAGAAGUGGCCGGAGGCGCUGGCGCUCUACUCGCGGGUGGAGAACUACUGCCAGAACUCGCUGCAGUCGGAGCUCGAGCCCGACCUCAAGUCUCGAGUGGAGCGACUGCUCACUGAAGUAGAGGGUCGGAAGUACGCCGUUCACGCGCGCAGCAUCCUGGCCACUGAGGACCUGGUGGAGAGGACCCAGCAGCUCAACGUCAGCGACCUCAAGCCGCAGCUCUCUGCCCCGGCUCUGGGCGCUGCCGUCUCCUGCUCCUCAUCCAGCUCCUCGUUUGACGUCGUGGAGCAGAUCCAGCGCCCGCCGCUGGUAAACAAGCCGCUGUCGGAUCGUCUGGACGAGUACGUGGACGCGCCGGAGGCGGCCGACAGGAUCUGCCAGAUGCCGCCCGCCAUGCAGCCCGUCCCCUGCAAGCCGCUCUUCUUCGACCUGGCGCUGAACCACCUGCAGUUCCCGGACGUGAGCGGCGAGAUGGGCGCGCGCGCCGCCGCCGCCGCCGCGCCCGCCGCCGCCGGACAGAAGGGCGCCCAGGCCGCCGCCCAGCCCGGAGGACUGACCGGCUUCGUCAAGGGCCUCUGGGGCUGGGGUGGGAAGUAGGCGGACAGCGGGGCCGAGAGGUGGACUGGUGGCGGGGUGAACGGAACAGAGAGUGGAUGGGGUGGAAAUGUGGACGGGAGCUGAGUGGUCGGGGUGGAAAUGUGGAGAGCGGGUGUGGACGGACGCCGGAGGUGGGGUGGACAGGUUGGACUGGAAGUGGAGUGGUAGAGUGGACAGAUUCCACGGGGAUGUGGACAGGCGAGAGUGGACCGGGCACGGUGAAAAUUGUGAGGCGGACACGGAAGAUGAACCGGGUGUCUGGAGUGAAGUGGACCUGUGCUUACGCUGAGAGAGUGCAGUGCGUCUGUAACGGGGGCUACGGUGGGCGCCAAGCUGACGGGUCUUCGGACCAUCUUGCCAGCCAUGGUAGGGAGCUGUGCUACUGUGUGGAUGAUGACCUCUCCCGGCUAUUCUGGGUUUGGGUUCACCCGGUUCCACCUCUCCCCAGCCGCGUUCCACGGGCCCCGUCCCCCUGUACCGGUGUAUGGCCGCGUGCCGACCUCGAGGAGCACCGACUGCCAGGUUAGAGUGCGGUGGUUGGGGAAUAUAUCUAUAUUCACACACUUGAAAGGCGUUUUAAAUAGGCUGUUUCACGUGACGCUGACCGGAACUGUUUUCUGUUAUUUGUGGUUUCUAUCGGUUUGGGACGCUGAAUAAAUUAUUGACACGCCUA
This is a messenger RNA of Amphibalanus amphitrite, 3060 nucleotides long. RefSeq names its product signal recognition particle subunit SRP68-like. The transcript has 15 exons. Gene Ontology annotation, biological process: SRP-dependent cotranslational protein targeting to membrane. Bases 474 to 2387 code for a protein of 637 amino acids. The record is from RefSeq and is a predicted model, not a curated record. NCBI's taxonomy places the organism in Eukaryota, Metazoa, Arthropoda, Thecostraca, Balanomorpha, Balanidae. Gene Ontology annotation, cellular component: signal recognition particle, endoplasmic reticulum targeting. Gene Ontology annotation, molecular function: endoplasmic reticulum signal sequence receptor activity; 7S RNA binding; signal recognition particle binding.